AUCGCCAUGAGACUGGUACUUCCUAACCCCGGACUGGAUCUCCGGAUCUAUAACCAUGAGGAUCUGGAGAGGCUGGAGAAGGAGCAGGCUGGUGACAGGCUCAAGUGGGACAACAAAGCCCAGUACAUCCUAACCUGUGUGGGCUUCUGCAUCGGGAUUGGUAACGUGUGGCGAUUCCCUUACUUGUGUCAAAGUCAUGGCGGAGGUGCCUUCUUGAUCCCCUAUCUGAUCCUGCUGAUGCUGGAGGGAAUGCCUCUCCUGCUGAUGGAGUUUGCCAUCGGCCAGCGUCUGAGGAAAGGCAGCGUGGGAGUGUGGAGGGCCAUCAACCCUUAUCUGACCGGUAUUGGUGUAGCAUCCAUGCUGGUGUCCUUUUUGGUUGGACUGUAUUAUAACACCUUAAUAGCCUGGAUCAUGUGGUAUUUCUUCAACUCCUUUCAAGACCCACUGCCUUGGUCACAGUGUCCUCUCAAUGACAAUGGGACAGGUUUCGUACCAGAGUGUCAACAGAGCUCCACUGUGGAUUACUAUUUUUACAGAGUGACUCUGAAUAGUUCGGCCUCUAUAUCUGACUCCGGCGGAAUCCACUGGCCCAUAGUAGUCUCUCUGUUAACUGCCUGGACAGUCAUCUGUAUCUGCUACAUACGAGGAAUCAGCACUUCAGGCAAGGCAGUGUACGUCACAGCCAUCCUGCCGUACAUAGUGCUGGCCAUCUUCCUGAUCCGAGGACUGACUCUUAAAGGAGCCCUGAGUGGAAUAAAGUUCCUCUUCACACCAGACGUGGCGGAGUUGAUUAAACCAACAACUUGGAUGGAUGCAGGUGCCCAAGUUUUUUACGCCUUUGGUUUGGCUUGGGGAGGCCUCAUCUCCUUCUCAAGCUACAACCCUGUUCACAACAACUGCAUGCAAGAUGCUGUGAUCCUGUCUGCAAUAACUGGCUUCACCUCAAUCUAUGCAGCCACAGUCACCUACUCCAUCAUCGGCUUCAGGGCCACUGAGAAAUAUGACAACUGUAUCAGUGAAAACAUCAUGACAUUAUUAAAUGCAUUUGAUCUUCCUGAAGAUAACAUCACCACAAACAACUAUGAGGCAGCGUUCAAUCAUCUCAACAGCUCCUAUCCUGGCAUUGUUCUUGGACUGGACAUCAAAACUUGUGACUUGCAGAAACUUCUCAGCGAGGGAGUGGAGGGAACAGGUCUGGCCUUUAUUGUGUUUACAGAGGCCAUCACCAAGAUGCCUGGUUCUCCAGCCUGGUCUGUCCUUUUUUUCAUCAUGCUUCUCUGCUUGGGAAUCUCAACCCUGUUUGGCAACAUUGAAGGAGUGGUGGUCCCCUUGAGAGACCUAAAUAUGUUUCCAAAAAAAUGGCCCCAAGAGGCACUAACUGGAACAACAUGUGUCAUCGCCUUCAUCAUCUCGCUCCUGUUUGCACUGCAUUCAGGGCUUUACUGGGUAACUCUCUUUGAUAGCUUUGCUGGAUCCAUUCCACUUCUGGCCAUUGGAUUUUUUGAGAUGAUAGCUGUUGUUUAUAUCUACGGCAUAGACAGAUUCAAUGAGGAUUUGGAGUUCAUGAUCGGACACAAGCCCUCCAUCUUCUGGCAGGUUUCAUGGAGGUUCAUCAGUCCCCUUAUCGUCCUGGUUAUCUUAGUUUUCUACCUGGUGACCCAAGCCCAAGAGGAGCUCACCUAUUUAGUGUGGGACCCCAACUCUGAGGAGUUUCCAGCUCUGGCAUCCGUACCGUACCCUUCCUGGAUCAAUGCAGUCAUAUUUCUUUUGGCAGGAAUCCCCAGUCUGGCAAUGCCUGUGUACGCAUUAUAUAGGCUGGUCUUUGUUUGCUGCAGAAAAAAAUCGAAUCCGGGGAAAAAUUAGUCAAAUUUCCUAACGGGAAUAAAACAUCAUAAAAUUCAGAAUAAAACAAAAU
This is a messenger RNA of Xiphias gladius (swordfish), 1915 nucleotides long. RefSeq names its product sodium-dependent neutral amino acid transporter B(0)AT1-like. Bases 7 to 1863 code for a protein of 618 amino acids. Gene Ontology annotation, cellular component: membrane. The transcript has 12 exons. NCBI's taxonomy places the organism in Eukaryota, Metazoa, Chordata, Actinopteri, Istiophoriformes, Xiphiidae. The record is from RefSeq and is a predicted model, not a curated record. Gene Ontology annotation, biological process: sodium ion transmembrane transport.